This is a messenger RNA of Tetrahymena thermophila SB210, 519 nucleotides long. RefSeq names its product fop amine-terminal dimerization domain protein. Gene Ontology annotation, biological process: microtubule anchoring. The record is from RefSeq and is a predicted model, not a curated record. Gene Ontology annotation, molecular function: protein binding. Lineage: Eukaryota; Ciliophora; Oligohymenophorea; Hymenostomatida; Tetrahymenidae. Gene Ontology annotation, cellular component: centrosome. The transcript has 2 exons.
AUGGCUUCAGUUAACGAAUUAAAAGAUGUCCUUAAAGAGACUCUUGAAGAGAAAGGUGUUCUUACUAAAAUAAGAGCUAAAAUUAGAGCAGAAAUAUUUAAUACAUUGAAUGAUCAAGGAACUGAAAAGGCUCCUGUUUCCUCAGAAAAUAUGAUUAUAAAUGAAUUAAUUAGAGAAUAUAUGGAAUUUAAUAAUUAUAAUCACGCACUGUCUGUAUUUAUUCCUGAAACUGGAUAACCCUAGUAGCCUCCAUUUGAUCGUAAUUUUAUAGCUAAAAAACUUAAAAUCAUCGAAGAUAAAAACACAAGAGAUCUACCUCUUUUAUAUGGUAUAGUGUAUGGCGUUAAAAAAAUGGUAACAAAAGAUUUGGUUUAAGAAUCCUAAAAUAAUACAGUUUCAUAAAAGCUUGGAAAAACUUAAUUUGCAGAUGAUUUAAAUGAUAAUGAUACUUCAAAUUUUUAAGGUUAACAAUCUAAAGGUGGAGAUAAUAAACCCCUCUAUUAAAAUAUAUUUAACUGA